Messenger RNA from Uranotaenia lowii, 1537 nucleotides. RefSeq names its product myb-like protein AA. The transcript has 3 exons. NCBI's taxonomy places the organism in Eukaryota, Metazoa, Arthropoda, Insecta, Diptera, Culicidae. Gene Ontology annotation, biological process: signal transduction. The record is from RefSeq and is a predicted model, not a curated record. Bases 737 to 1504 code for a protein of 255 amino acids.
AAGACGUGCGUACUUGAGAGUGAACGAAUGACGAGAACGAUGCCGGCGACAGCUUCAGCAUAACUGAAUAGGUUGCUGCCUUCGACGACAUCCCCCCUUUCCCAAAGGCGGGCGUUUAGCCGGAAAAUUCAUCCCCCCUUACUACAACUAAUGCUUCUAGUGGGGGAAGUGGGGAAAAAAAUAGCAUUGCAGCAGCAAAAGGAGUGAAAAAAAACAUCCUUGAGGCUCCUUCGGGAGACGACCGAGGAACAUGUAUACCUCUUGAUGGAGUUUCCGAGGAAAAAAUCUCAUCAGUGGCAUUGAGUGAAGUGAAUAUUAUGACAGUGACAAGUGGCUACAAAGGCAUCACCAGAAGCAGCAGAUGCCGAAGAAGAAUAGCAUCCGGAGAGGAGCUGGGGUAAAAACAUAAGGGGGAAGUCAAUGAAAAAAAGGGUAUCGCCACAAGCUCUACUAGUAGCUGAAGCAAACCAUCCUGUUGGUCCUGUCGUUGAGGAGUAGCAAAAUAGAGCGCCUCUCCCUCUGGUCAGGAUCACCGGUAGGUCCCUUGCGACCUCCUCGACCCCGUUUUGUUAUCGUCGGAGAAACACCGUGAUCCGAAUCAGUGGUCUUGAGGAGCUUCAAACCCCUUUCUGCUUCUUAUUGAAGAAAAAUCCUCCAAAGAGGACGACGCCGGGUAAAUUGUGUCACGUUCACCCCGAACCGAACCGGCUGAACCCAGAAUCGGCCAAAGCAAAAAAUGGAAUUGAAAGUAUGGGUCGAAGGGAUUCAGCGUAUUGUUUGCGGAGUGACGGAAGUCACCACUUGUCAGGACGUGGUUUUCGCCUUGGCCCAUGCCACCGGAAAGACGGGCCGAUUCACGCUCAUCGAACGGUGGCGCAACAACGAACGGCUGCUGGCACCGCACGAGAAUCCGCUGAAGAUCCUGAUGAAAUGGGGCGAGUACUCGAGCGAUGUGCAGUUUAUCCUGCAACGGUCCGAACAGAAAAAGGACCAAGCCAAUAGUAACAACAACAACAACAACAACAACAACAACAACAACAACAACAACAACAAUAACACCAGCAAUAGUAGUAGUAACGGAAGUAGCAACAACAACAACAACAACAACAACACUUCUCAGCAACAGCAGCUGAGACAAGUGUCCGCUAAUCUAGGGCCUGUGGUGACGCAACAGCCAACCGCACCCGGAAGCAAUCCUCAGCAUCCGCAAUCGCAACAACAAAUCCUUCGGCAGCAACAGAAGCUAAACCAGAUCAAUAACAACAACAGCAACAACUUGGAUGACACCAAGAGCAAGCUGCUGGUGCAGAACAAUCUGAAAAACAGCACCGGAAAUGACCCUUUUGGCGGCAAACAACAAGGACAGCAGCACCAUCUGGUGGCUGGGUAUCAGCAUCAUCAUCAUUCGGCACAAGCAGAGCUGAUCAGCAAUUCGCUGCUGCUAGAUCGGGGGAAGGAAACGCGGAAGAGCCUUAACUCCGGGUAUGUUACAAAAAUUCUCUGAUGAUUUUGAGAGAGGAUUUCAAGUAAGUAAGUA